Saimiri boliviensis boliviensis (Bolivian squirrel monkey) is the source of this 2030-nucleotide messenger RNA. RefSeq names its product chloride channel CLIC like 1 (gene CLCC1). Gene Ontology annotation, cellular component: membrane; endoplasmic reticulum. NCBI's taxonomy places the organism in Eukaryota, Metazoa, Chordata, Mammalia, Primates, Cebidae. The record is from RefSeq and is a predicted model, not a curated record. Gene Ontology annotation, molecular function: chloride channel activity.
ACGCAGCCGCCGGCCGAGCGAGUCGAUGAGGAAGCACGGGCGGGCCCGCGCGCGCUGAACCGCUGGGCGGCGGCGGGCUGCGCGACGUCUUCUGCGGCCGGCCUGGGCAGGUGUCUUCCUCGAGAGACAGGCGGGGGCUCCCGGGCCCUUAUACAGGAUGCUGUGGUCUUUGCUCCUUUGUGAAUGUCUACUGCUGGUAGCUGGUUAUGCUCAGGAUGAUGACUGGAUUGACCCCACAGACAUGCUUAACUAUGACGCUGCUUCAGGAACAAUGAGAAAAUCUCAGGCAAAAUAUGGUAUUUCAGGGGAAAAGGAUGUCAGUCCUGACUUGGCAUAUGCUGAUGAAAUAUCGAAAUGUUAUCACAAACUUGAUUCUUUAACUUAUAAGAUUGAUGAGUGUGAAAAGAAAAAGAGGGAAGACUAUGAAAGUCAAAGCAAUCCUGUUUUUAGGAGAUACUUAAAUAAGAUUUUAAUUGAAGCUGGAAAGCUUGGACUUCCUGGUGAAGACAAAGGCGAUAUGCAUUAUGAUGCCGAGAUUGUCCUUAAAAGAGAAACUCUGUUAGAAAUACAGAAGUUUCUCAGUGGAGAAGACUGGAAACCAGGUGCCUUGGAUGAUGCACUAAGUGAUAUUUUAAUUAAUUUUAAGCUUCAUGAUUUUGAAACAUGGAAGUGGCGAUUUGAAGAUUCCUUUGGAAUGGAUCCAUAUAAUGUGUUAAUGGUACUUCUGUGUCUGCUCUGCAUCGUGGUUUUAGUGGCUACCGAGCUGUGGACGUAUGUACGUUGGUACACUCAAUUGAGGCGUGUCUUAAUCAUCAGCUUUCUGUUCAGUUUGGGAUGGAAUUGGAUAUAUUUAUAUAAGCUAGCUUUUGCACAGCAUCAGGCUGAAGUCGCCAAGAUGGAGCCAUUUAGCAAUGUGUGUGCCGAGAAGAUGGACUGGACUGGAAGUAUCUGGGAAUGGUUCAGAAUUUCAUGGACCUAUAAGGAUGACCCAUGCCAAAAAUACUAUGAGCUCUUACUAGUCAACCCUAUUUGGUUGGUCCCACCAACAAAGGCACUUGCAGUUACAUUCACCACAUUUGUAACGGAGCCGCUGAAGCACAUUGGGAAAGGAACUGGGGAAUUUAUUAGAGCGCUCAUGAAGGAGAUUCCAGCGCUGCUUCAUAUUCCAGUGCUAAUAAUCAUGGCAUUGGCUGUCCUGAGUUUCUGCUAUGGUGCUGGAAAAUCAGUUCCUGUGCUGAGACAUAUAGGUGGUCCUGAGAGAGAACCUCCCCUGCCACUGGAUAGAAGACGGCAGAAGGAAAUUGAUUACAGACUCGAUGGUGGAGCAGGUGAUGCAGAUUUUCAUUAUAGAGGCCAAACUGGCCCCAUUGAGCAAGGCCCUUAUGCCAAAACAUAUGAGAGUAGAAGAGAGAUUUUGAGAGAGAGAGAUGUUGACUUGAAAUUUCAGACUGGCAACAGGAGCCCUGAAGUGCUUCGGGCAUUUGAUUUACCAGACGCAGAGGCACGAGAGCAUCCCACGGUGGUACCCACUCAUAAAUCACCUGAUUUGGAUACAAAGCCCACGGAGAUUCGUGGAAUUCCUGGGGAAGGCACACUGAAAGAAAGCAGUACUGAAAGCAGCCAGUCUGCUAAGCCUGUCUCUGGCCGAGACACAUCAGGGAAUACAGAAGGUCCACCUGCAGCAGAAAAGGCCCAGCUCACGUCAGAAGCUGAGGGCAUCCCAGACCAAGGCAGCACAUGCAGCCCAGCAAGAAGUACGGCUGGACCACAUGGACAGGAUUCAGUUAGUGAUAUCCAUUUGGGGACGAAAUCUACUUUGACAGCAAGGCACCAUGCAACUGCUGUUGAAUGACAACAGCAAUUCAGGAAACACUUAAGUAUGAAAGCAAACUGAACACACAAGGCCAGUUUAUCACCAGAAAAGACAUAAGGCUUGUCUAUUGACUAGGCAAUAUGUCAUUAAAAUUAAGGUUUAGAGUGAAGCUUUUUUAAAAUUUAAUUUUACUUUAUUUUUUUCUGAGAGUUUUGUU